AUGAGCAAGGACGGCGACUCUGUCGCUCCUUUAUCUUCCAAACGCUCUCUUGGAACUGUCAACGGCAAAAAUAUCGAUGAUAUCGACCUUUCUGAGAAGGCCUUGAACCCAGUCUCCUCAAUGACAUUGACUGCUAACAUCCCUGCCAUUGAUGCCUCUGAUGUAGAGGACAAAAGCGUAUCUUUGCCUGCCUCGAAGGGCGUCAGGCUCAGAGCCAACAUACAGUUAGUGGCCCUCUGCUUUUCGGUGUUUCUCCUAGGGUGGAAUGACGGCCCGACGGGGCCGCUGCUACCAAGGUUCCAGUCCUUUUACCACGUCAACUAUACGGUCGUCUCCCUUAUCUUCAUAUCGAACUGUAUCGGCUUCAUCAUCGGGUCUGUCUCAAAUAUAUUUCUAACGGAAAGGCUUGGUUUUGGUAAAGUCAUCGUGCUGGGAUCUGUAGCUCAACUCGUCGGAUACUGUAUCCAAGCUCCGGCACCUCCUUUCCCAGGUUUCGUCAUUGCCUACACCAUCAACGGGUUCGGACUCUCACUGCAGGAUGCGCAAGCUAACGGCUUCGUCGUGAGCUACAAAGACAACGCUGAGGUCAAAAUGGGCAUCCUGCAGGCAACUUAUGGGUUUGGGGCUCUGGUGUCUCCGUUUGUAGCAAACCAUUUCGCACACGUGGAACACUGGUCGUACAUGUACCUGACCUCUAUCGGCGUCGCCUUCCUCAAUACGAUUCUUCUCGUCAGCGUAUUUCGGUUCAAAACACAGGACGAAUGCCUGGCUCAAGUUGGACAGGCCACGGGCGAAACCGGGACUAGUGAGGACAGCGCGUAUAGCCAGAUUUUCAAGCUCAAAGCUGUGCAUCUGCUUGCAUUUUUCAUCCUCGUGUAUGUCGGCGUGGAGGUCACCAUCGGAGGAUGGAUCGUCACUUUCAUCAUCAAAGCUCGAGAGGGGGGAACGUCGUCCGGUUAUAUCUCGUCUGGCUUUUUUGGCGGACUGAUGUUUGGACGCGUCGCUCUUAUUUGGGUGAACAAGAAAGUUGGCGAACGGCGCAUCAUAUUUAUCUACAUCUUGCUCUCGAUCGCCCUCGAGCUAGUCAUCUGGCUCAUACCCUCCCUUGUCGGCGACGCCGUCGCAAUCUCGCUCAUCGGUGUCCUCUUGGGGCCAAUCUAUCCCAUCGUGAUGAACGAAUCCGGGCGCAUGCUCCCUCCCUGGCUCUUAACAGGCUCGAUCGGGUGGAUUGCGGGUUUCGGACAGGCCGGCUCUGCGAUCUUGCCGUUCAUGACAGGCGCGAUCGCGAACAAGGCUGGGAUCCAGAGUUUACAGCCGCUGUGA
Heterobasidion irregulare TC 32-1 is the source of this 1323-nucleotide messenger RNA. RefSeq lists its product as uncharacterized. The coding region runs from base 1 to 1323 and encodes 440 amino acids. Gene Ontology annotation, biological process: transmembrane transport. Gene Ontology annotation, cellular component: membrane. NCBI's taxonomy places the organism in Eukaryota, Fungi, Basidiomycota, Agaricomycetes, Russulales, Bondarzewiaceae. The record is from RefSeq and is a predicted model, not a curated record. The transcript has 11 exons. Gene Ontology annotation, molecular function: transmembrane transporter activity.